This is a messenger RNA of Saprolegnia diclina VS20, 1109 nucleotides long. RefSeq lists its product as hypothetical. The transcript has a single exon. NCBI's taxonomy places the organism in Eukaryota, Oomycota, Saprolegniomycetes, Saprolegniales, Saprolegniaceae. Gene Ontology annotation, biological process: carbohydrate metabolic process. Gene Ontology annotation, cellular component: extracellular region. Gene Ontology annotation, molecular function: cellulose binding. Bases 75 to 902 code for a protein of 275 amino acids. The record is from RefSeq and is a predicted model, not a curated record.
CCAAGAUCGCCAUUGGUACAGGAAGAGGCUCGGGUGCGACGUCGUCACUUGCCAAUAUCCGACGACCAGUAGCCAUGCACAGCAGCCUCUUCACGUCCGUUCUCCUCGCCGCCUCGGCGCAGGCCGCCCACGUCCACCUCCGCGACAUCAAGGCGGCGCAGGUCGACGUCUGGAACCAGUGCGGUGGCAAGGAGUACCGCGGCGACACGGCGUGCACAAGCGGCAACUACUGCAAGGUCAUCAACGAGUGGUACUCGCAGUGCCAGCCCGGCGGUCAGAGCGAGGUUGGCCUCUGGGGCCAGUGCGGCGGCAAGAACUACAACGGCGCGACCAAGUGCUCGGGCGGCAACACGUGCAAGGUCUGGAACGAGUGGAACUCGCAGUGCGUGCCGAGCAACGACCAGCCCGCGACCGCGCCGCUCAACUGGGCGCAGGUCGACGGCGUCUGCUACAACAAGGUCGAGGGCGACAAGGACACGACGACGAGCGGCAUCUCGUCGUACGAAGCGUGCAUCAACGAGGCCGACAAGCGCGGCAAGCUGUACGCCAACUGGAAGGACAACCAAUGCACGGUGCUCUCGACUGUCUACUCGUACACGCAGGACAAGGGGUGCAAGGGCGCGGCCAAGUACAACCUCGACAAGUACACGUGUGCCGGCAACACGGACUUUUACGGUAGCGACAUUGGCCAGGCGCAGACGCGCUUCGACCGGUGCCUCGACGAGUGCGACUACUACGAGUCGGGCGGCCACAAGUGCAACGCGUUCAUGUGGGUGCGCAACCCCGGCAGCGAGUUUGGCGUCUGCUACUUCAAGUCGUUUGACGACUUUAACCGCAAGCCGUCGACGAGCUGGCUCGGCGGCAUCUCGUGCAAGCGCAACCCCAAGUACAUGCAGCACUAAGAUACCAACCACCGCCUUGUGUUGUUCGUUGUCAUUGCAAUUGUGUUCGCCGUCAGAGAUCUUGCACUCUCUCGCGCACCUUGGUAGUCCCAUCGCGGCUUUUGACGCGGGUGAAACACGUUCAACAGGCAGUUAGUUGGAUCAGGUGUAGGAUUGCUGUGCCUGGUGCUGCCACGUCAUCCGGAUAAUGUUUGCACUGAUCAAGAG